AUGGAUGCUCAUGCUGACGCAAACAAGACGUUGCUGGAAACGCUCACCAGCGAACUCAACCAUGAAAAAGAAAAUGCCGCAGAGGACCCCGCUGUUCCCGAGUUUAUCGAAGAGUUCCAAAAGAGCGGCAACUGGAGCAUUGAGCAGAAGCCAGGCCAUGACGAAGUCUUCCUUGUGAAGAAACACGGAAACGAGACGGUUCAAGUCUCGUUUGCUAUCUCUGAUAUUGACAAUAGCGAAAUGUUCGAAGAGGAUUUGUCAGAGGAAGAGGACGUAGAUACCGCGUUCCCGGUCCGUUGCUCCAUUACUGUCAGCAAGCCAUCCGGAGGCGCUCUCGCAUUUGAAGCUGUCGCCCAACACGGCAUGCUCCAAAUCGAAAACGUCGCCUAUUACCAGGACGGCAAGCUUGCUACCGAGCUGACGCCAGAGGCCGAAUUCAAGCGCCGUGGAACCUAUGCUGGUCCCAUGUUUGAUCAUCUCGACCAAAGUCUGCAAGAGGCCUUUGAAGAGUAUCUCAAGGCUAGGAAAGUUGAUAGUGACUUGGCAUUGUUCAUCCCAGAGUACGCUGCAUGGAAGGAGCAACAGGAGUAUGUCUCGUGGCUCGACGGCGUCAAAAACUUUGUCCAGGCCUAG
Serendipita indica DSM 11827 is the source of this 633-nucleotide messenger RNA. NCBI's taxonomy places the organism in Eukaryota, Fungi, Basidiomycota, Agaricomycetes, Sebacinales, Serendipitaceae. The record is from the annotation of a GenBank genome assembly.